GACUUGUUCAUAAGUAAAAGAUGUGUUAUAAAUUAUGUACAUCAUGAUAAUGGUUUACAACGCACAUUUUUGCAUAGAUCACAAAAUUAUCAAGACUGUUUAAAUGCGAUUAUUUUUGGAUAUUCCUGAAGUAGGAAAACAUUAAUUGUGAAAAAGACUGACCUGUUUCGAGAAUGAUAUAAUGGAAAGUGAGGAACUGGAUAAAGAUCUGUUUACGAAUUGGGUGCGAGGCUCAAAAGGUUUAGAAUACUUACAGGAAGGUCUUCAAGAAUUUGUUGGAGAUAAAGUGCUGCAAAGUCGUGAUAAUACCCUUCAAAACAUUCUACUGGCAUUGCCAUUUGGAUCACCACAACAAUGCAACAAUUGUACAGAAAUUAAUCUUUCUCCAGAACAUUUUAACUCUACGAAGGCAUGUAGCAGACGCACAUGUCCCCAAAAGAGCUCGAGCAACUGUUUUGGAAGCAGACCAGUUGGACGUAGGAAAUGCCCUGAUGGUAUUUGUAGUAAAAUUUACGACGCAAUCAUAGAUGAGCAUGCAUUUGAAGACCCCUUAUGGAAGAACACAGACCCAAGUACGUGGUGUUCGGAUCCGCAUGGGUGGAGUUAUGCAAAAUGUUUCCAAACAACUAAAGGUCCAGGGACAUAUGCUAAAGAUACAGAUGCCGCUGGUCUGCUAAGCAUUAUCAUAAACAACAAGUCAAUACAAAACUUUGUGACCAGUAUUAAUCCCCAUACUACGAGUUCAUUUCAUACGGCGAGAGACAUCCGGAAUGAAAUCUUACAUAGCUCAAAGCUUGAAAUCGAGGAAACAACUCUGUGUUCUUAUUUGGACGCAUUCAUUGUAGUUCUUCAAGACCCAAAGUGUCUGAUUAACGACGAGGCGUCAAAGAAAGCGGUCCAUAAACUAACACAGUUAAAAAACAACACAAUACACAUAAGCCAGGGUGACACAGUGACACUACUUGAGAAUAGAAAAAAGGCGUUAACUGAACUUGACCAAAGAACAGCAGAAUCAUUGCGUAAACUCGACGAGAAAGCAUUGGCUGUACUACAUAAAGUAAAACAAGAUGUUGGUGAAUUGAAGGAUGCCACUUUAGCUGAUGUCGAAAACGCUGGAACAUCGUUAAAGCAAAAGCUUUAUGAAGAGAGAAGGGAUGCCAUAUCUGAAAUAAACACAGCCGGGGAACAGGCAAAACAAGACAUUGCUGGGAAGACGUCUGAUGGUAUAUCUGAAAUAAACACAGCUGGGGAACAGGCAAAACAAGACAUUGCUGGGAAGACGUCUGAUGGUAUAUCUGAAAUAAACACAGCCGGGGAACAGGCAAAACAAGACAUUGCUGGGAAGACGUCUGAUGGUAUAUCUGAAAUAAACACAGCCGGGGAACAGGCAAAACAAGACAUUGCUGGGAAGACGUCUGAUGGUAUAUCUGAAAUAAACACAGCCGGGGAACAGGCAAAACAAGACAUUGCUGGGAAGACGUCUGAUGGUAUAUCUGAAAUAAACACAGCCGGGGAACAGGCAAAACAAGACAUUGCUGGGAAGACGUCUGAUGGUAUAUCUGAAAUAAACACAGCCGGGGAACAGGCAAAACAAGACAUUGCUGGGAAGACGUCUGAUGGUAUAUCUGAAAUAAACACAGCCGGGGAACAUGUAAAACAAUAUAUUGCCGUGGCAAAACACGAUAUUGAUGGACAGAAAAGUGAGGCUGUCUCUGAUAUUUGUAAUGCAAAAGAAGACGUUUUAUCUGCCAUCGCCAAGGCUGGUGCAGAAACUAAAGAAGAUGUUUUAAGUGGGGCUUGUGGUGCUCGGUCUGAUAUCAGCGGCCGUGUUGUUUCCAAAGAAUCCAUUUUCAAAAAAGGUCUUCGGAAGCUCUCAGAUGUGUUCACAUCUUCAAGUUCAAAGUCACGCAAGGAAUUGCGAAUCCGAAAAGAAAAAGUUCAAGAACUAAAAGAUGAACUUAUAACAUGGUACAACACCAAUCAGAGUACAGUCUAUCUUUCACCACUCACAGAUGCUGUCCCUACUCCUCUAGCCGGGUUCUACAUUAUGCCAGAAAUUGACAUACAGACGAAUCUACCAGGUAGAAGGAAAGAAACAAUAAGAGUCAAGUCGUUAAAGGACCUAUUUACACAUGGUAGUAAGGUUCCACGGGAAAUAUAUUUAUCAGCGAUGGCUGGAUUUGGGAAAACUGUAUUUUCAAAAUAUCUCGCUAUAACAUGGUGUCAAGCUCAUAAAAAAGAUGAAAAUUAUAACCAUUUUAAAGUUGAAGAAUUAGAGGCCUUAUCUGGCUUUGAGUUUUUAUUUCUAGUGAUAUUGAGAGAUUCAGCUAAAGUCUGUGAUGUCGACGACAUGAUUGAACAACAAGUCAUAAAAAAUCUUCCUUGCUCACCUUCAUUGCCGAAAGGGUUUUUAAAGGACAUUUUACGUGAUGAAAAAUGCCUUGUUAUAUUAGAUGGACUAGAUGAAUGGUUACAUCCUGACAACGAGUGUACAAGACUUCCUAAAAGUAUUCCUCAUCGAUAUGCACGUGACAAGUGUUUAAUCUUAACAACAACCCGGCCAUGGAAGCUAGGAGCCUCAAACUUAAAGGCAAGUCAGAUGGACAAAACAGUAGAACUAGUUGAACUAAAUAAAGACAAAUCAUGGCAGUUGAAGCUUAAUGCAAUGAAAAUGUUGAAUGUAAACCUUCAAGAUGAUGAACUGAAAAAUGAAGUGUGUAUGUUUGAAGAAGCAAUCAGUGGUCACCACCUUGAAGAAAUGGAAUCCACCCCUCUCCUGUUAGUAUAUCUGAUAUGUUCAUGGUUUGAAAAAAUUCCAAUAGGUAAUUCCGCAGUAGAAUUAUAUACAGGCAUUAUUCAGCUCCUUCUAUCUAGAACAGAAAAGUUACAUGGAAAUUUUCAUUCAUCGUGUGAAACAUCCCCAAGUAAUGUUCCCGCAUGCUUUAGAAAACAUAAACAUUUCUGUCGUUACUUCACGUUUCUGGUGACCAUUGGGAAACUAGCUUUUUAUACACUGUUCAGUAAGAAGAAGGAGCACACAUUAGUUUUUGAUGAAAAUGUUGCUGAAAAAUAUAUUAGCCAAGAAGAUUUGAACUCAAGCUGUCUAUCAGGAAUAUUAUCAGAAAGUAAAGUAAAAACAUUAAUAAAUGAAAGUUCAAAAGUCUCAUAUUCACAUAAAACAGUGCAAGAGUACUUUUCAGCAAUAUUUAUAAGUUUUCAAAAUACAAAUGAAGUUCAAAAACUCAUCUUUGAAGAGUGCAACUGUUUACAAAACAUUCUAGACAUGUUUAAAGUGUUUGUCUUUAUUAGUAACAUGAACCCUAAAUUAAUGUCUGAAAUAUCAAGUGAUUUGAUGCCUGCGAUAAACAAUGAUGAAAUAACAAGCACAUACAGAACUAAGUCAGCUUAUGAUUACAUGUACAUUAAGCCAUUACAAGACAUACAAGACAUGUACAUUUCUUGUGCCACAGAAAGCCAGGAAAAUAAAGACCUCAAAUUAUGUUUACAAGAUUUCAUCAUUAAUGCAAAAUGUCAACAAGAAAACUACUUCAAACAAUUACAACAGUUGUAUCAACAAAAUAAGGAAAAUAUAAAAUCAAUAAUGAUACAAAAUGAAGGUAUGUGUAGUCUACAAGAAAUAGUCAAUUUGUUUACACUUUCUGACCUUCCACAUAUAGAGAAAUUAUACUACACAGGUGAAAUUGUAGAAGAAGAAAUAAUGAGCUUAUUAUUGAACCCUUUAAGAUGUUUAACUGUGGUAUCAAGUAAAUGGGAAAAUAAUAAACUUGUAGGAAGACAUUGCCGGCUGUCUGCAGAGAUAAAUGGACAACUGGUAAAAUUACAACACCUGGAGUAUUUAUUUAUGAACGGUUUUAGUAUGACCCACAAGGUAAUGGAGACAUUGAUAAAUUUUCUCACUAGUAAAACAUCAAUGAAAGAAAUAAAUGUGUACAAUUUAAACUGUAGUGAUCAUAAUACUUCAUGUACGGGAUUCAACCUUGAUCUCUCACAACAUUCGCAACUAAGACGUUUGGGAUUGGGCUCUAUACCUGUGUCACAAUUAAACAUGGAUGUAUCGUUGUUAGAGGAUUGUGUUGUUAGUACAUUAUAUAAACCUGGUGUUGUGUCAUCUUAUCUCCGUCAACUACCUGCAGCAAGUAAACUACAAAAUGUUUGGUGUAGUCAUCUAGAAUCUACAAGUGACAUAGAAACAAUGUUACAAAUAUUACCAUUGUUACAUCAUGUUAAAUAUUUUACGUUGCAAAAUACAAUUCUAGGUGAAAGAUCAUUAACACUGUCACCUCAUAUGAUCAAUAUUGAAGAAGUUACCUUGUGUGGUAAUGCAAUGUCUUGUUCAGUGUUACAUGAUCUCAUUGCUGUUAUAAUCAAGCUACCACUUACAGUGAGGGUAUGUAUGGAAGGCUGUGAUAUAAAACCAGAAACAGAAUUUGAAAACUUUAAAACAUUUAUUAAACAAUCAGACAAUUUUGUGGUCACACGUGAUGGCACCCCAAAGUUUGGACUGUACGUGUUUGAGUUUAAAACAACAAGACAGAGUAACCUUAAAUGAACUUGGGAGAAACAAUUUAUAAAUAGAUUAUGAGACAAUUGACAUGUGAAUAGACAACUUUUUUAUUGUGAAUAUUAUGAGAUAUUUACUGCAGUAGAUAGAUAAGGAAACAUAUUAAAGUGUGCACACCUUUGGUUAUAAUUAUAGGGUUUACGUAUAAAAAUAAGUUAUCUUUUAUAUAUAUUUUAUUUUCUAUACUGUAUUGACUUGUAUAUUAUUAUUUUCAACUUGGUACAUUUCAAUGCAGCAACAUUAAAAUAUUUUUUAAAGUCUAUGUCAUUAUCGUUUCUUAAUAUUAAACUACAUGUAUAAUGUAAGCCAU
Molecule: messenger RNA, 4892 nt
Organism: Ruditapes philippinarum (Manila clam)
Lineage: Eukaryota; Metazoa; Mollusca; Bivalvia; Venerida; Veneridae
Exons: 6
Coding region: 182-4570 (1462 amino acids)
Source: RefSeq, a predicted model, not a curated record